This is a messenger RNA of Prorocentrum cordatum, 1447 nucleotides long. Lineage: Eukaryota; Dinophyceae; Prorocentrales; Prorocentraceae. The record is from the annotation of a GenBank genome assembly.
CCCCGUCCCCCCGAGCGGCGGCCCGCCAAUGGCAGGCACGGCGUGCGCCGGCGCGCAGCUUCCCGGGUCGGCGCUGGCCUCUCGGCCGAGGGACCGCUCGGCUCCCAGGACGGCCUUCGGGCGCCCCCCGUGGCUCGAGCACGCCUGCGGCAGGCCGCUCCACAGCCACGGGGACGCCACGCCCGGCCUUGCCCGCGACCUCGGCCCCGGGCGUGUCCGCAGGCCUCCGGCGCUCCGCUCUCUGGGGCCAGCGCCGGUGACUCUCAGCGAGCUGCAGGAGCGUCGCCGCGGAGGCUGGCUCGUGGGCGUGUCGUUCACUUCGUCCGAGCUGCCCCAGAUGGAGCGGGACAUCAGCAAGGAGUCUGGCGCCGCCGAGGUGUUCCUCGAUCCGCCCAACCCCUACGGCUUCGCGAGGACCUGCUUCGGGGCCAGACUGGGUCCUCGAGUCGGUUUCAGCCCGCUUUCGCGCAAGCGCUGAUGAGAGGAGGCGCCUUCGCGCAAGCGUUCGCUUCCACUUCCGCAUCCGCGCAUGCAGCCGCGGGCGGCCUGAGGGUGGUGAGCGACCUGACAGGGAAACAAACGAUGUCAUAACCAUAGAAAUGCGGACGUCCGUGCGGGUUCCUCGGAUCGGCGCUGGGGUUCCCUUGCGGCGCCUCCGGCGCCGCCCCCGGCGCGCUCCGCCAGGGAGGAGGGCCCAGUGACGAGUUGAGAAAUUUGCGCGGACCUCCGAGUGUUAAUGUUUAUGGCAGUCUUUGCCCCCCUACGAGAGGCGACAUUCUCGCCAAGCUUUGCGAAGUGCAUGUCGACGCCAGGCGUGACAAUCAAAGCUACCAAGCUGACGAGUACCCAGACCUUGCAAAAUUGACUCGAACAGCACAGUUUACUUUUCUGCUCCAGCCUUGCUGGGCCCCAGUGUUUUGCACUGGUUCUAUCCCUCUCCAUUCCUCCUUCCAUUCCUCGCCCCCCCCGCCACUUCCUUCCCCCUGUCCCCCCCCUCUUCCUACGCACUCCACGAGCCUGUUGCGUGCGCGGCACGAUUCGAGAAUCCGCUCCAGCUUUGCUGGGCCCCAGUUCUUUGAACUGGUUUUUUCACGCUCCAUCCCUCCUCCCAGUCCUCGCCUAUGCGCGCGAAGGCGAGGGUAUCGGCCCAGAGCCGUAUGCUUCAGCAUCGGCACUUCUUUUUCAAGACUCGAGUCUGUAUUUCUCUCUGCGGUGUCGCAUUUGCGCAGCGUCGGUUUUCAUGCACUAUUUUCUGCUCCGUUCGGGGCGCAUGCCCCCGCGCCGGUAGCCUGAGGCUUCAAACUUCAAGUGUUCCUCUGGUUACGGAGCUUGCGGGACUCAGAGUGUUUUGCUUCACUCAGGAUUGCGCUGUCUUAUCAGACCAACGCUUCAAUAUCGUUAUCAUGUUAAUUCCCCUCUGGUUUUCUCUGGGCCCCCCGCGCAGGAA